CAAACCGGUAUACCUGCUAGCCUACUAGUCGCGUAUGUAGUUCUUUUACCCCGUUCGUUUCGCUAAGGUGGUCGUAGCGGCAUAGUCUAACAUAAGCUCAUGUACGGAUGGGAGCAGCUGACAGUGAACGAAAAUUAGUCGCAAUGUAAUCGUGUGGAAAAGUGCAAAAUAUAUUCAAAUUUAGUGCUAUAUCUCUCGAACCAAUUUACGAAUAUCUACGAACAAAACAUGAAGACUCCUGCAACGAUCCCCAUAAUACUCGGUCUAUCGCUUCUGAGUGUUGGGGGUGCCUGUGUAUAUGCGUUUUUGAAAAAGAAAAAGGAUGAUCAUAUUGAUGAUACAUCGAGCGAGGACGGGUUUUCUCAGAUUGCCAAACUAGUACGAAUGAUAAGUAGAGAAGAAAUCAAGGAGAUAGAAAUAACAUUAUCGAACACAGUUGUUCCACUUGUAAUCGGGCGGAAGAAUUGUACAUUGGAGCACAUACAGCACAGUACGAAAACUGAAAUCAAGUUUCGAAAAAAGGAUGAAUUGCACCAAGUGUGCGAAAUUCGAGGAUCAGAAUCCGGAGUACGAGAAGCAGAAGAAUUAAUCAUGAAAGAAGCUACUAGACAGAUUAUAUUCACAGAAGAAGUAUUAGUGCCACAGACUGCGUGUGGUAAAAUUUUGGGGAGAUUUGGUGACGCACUGCAAGAAAUCUGUAGAAAAUCGAUGGCAAAAGUAUGGAUCGAGGGAUCUCGAACUCUCGGUGAAAACCGUCGCAUUAUGAUUACGGGAACGCAAGAUCAAAUCAGUGUUGCGAAGUCAAUGAUUGAUCAAAAAGUAAAAGAUGACACAGACAUUAGAAGAAGUCAGGAACAGUUAGAAAUUCGUAGAGAACCUCGCAUUCGUUCACCUACGAGUAGCAUUACAACCACACCGGUUGCUCGGGAAGUGCUUCCCCCAGCGGUCGAAAAGCUCAAAACGACUAGUUCUUCCGGUCAGCUAGAGGUUUUCGUGUCCGCAGUGGUUUCUCCUAGUCGUUUCUAUUUGCAAUUGAUUGGACCGCAAACUACAGACCUGGAUAUUCUAGUGGAAUCUAUGACAGAAUAUUACAAUCAGCAGGAAAAUCGCGAUCUACACCAGAUCCGUAAACCCUAUCUUGGUCAAAUUGUUGCAGCCGAAUUCAAUGCAGAUGGCAAAUGGUAUCGGGCGGAAAUAGUGGCCAUUCUACCAAAUGAGUUCAAGCCUGGAGAAAUCGUUCUCGAUUUGUCAUUUGUCGAUUAUGGUGAUAACCAGUACAUUCAGCCAUCUGAUGUGUAUGAGCUCCGCCCAGAUUUUUUGGCCCUCCGAUUCCAAGCGAUUGAGUGCUUCCUUGCCCAAGUGGAACCAAUCAAUGCAGUAACUGGUGAAGAUCAAUGGGAACCAUCAGCUAUAAGCCGUUUCGAAGAGCUCACACAUGCGGCCCAGUGGAAGAAGCUUCUUUCGCGUAUAUCAACUUACAAAAACAAGGGACAUCGUGGCACUCGUGAAGGUCGCGAAGGAUCGCCAAUUCCGGGGGUAGAACUGUACGACAUCACUCCGGACGGUGAUGUGAAUAUUGCUCUGGAACUCGUCAGUGAGGGUUAUGCCAAAAUGACAACGAACUUCGGUGAUCUAAAUCGAAGUCACGUUCUGCGACUUGAUGGAGGAUCGCGAACAUCCAGUUUUGAGAGACUUAAUGGUCAAUCUUCUGAGUCGACCACUGGCUCAAUCUCAUCUAUUGUUUCAACGAUUAAUAACAGCAGGAAAACAUUGCAACAAAGUGCCAAUGAAGAACCCAUCUCGACUGAUUCGUUGAGUCCUGGUUUUCUCAAACAUAAUACGACAAGUUUUACAGAGCUCGAAAGGCUUGAAAAUAAUAGUAAGAUCCAAACGGAACCACCAAGCAACGAAGAGAACCCAAAUCAAUCUUCUAAGGAAGAUACUACGAUUAAAAGCUUCUUACAAGCAGAAAAGACUAAUUCAAAUAAUGAUAGUUCGAAUACCGUUAUUAUCAAUAGUCAAAACAAUGGUACAGUUGAUAGUAAUGGUAUGCACUACGAUGAAGAUAAUGUGCUCGUAGAUGAAAAAACGAGACGAAACUUUGAUCUGAAACAGCCAGACAGCAUGUUGCUUCACAACUGAAAAGAAAAUAACGACCCAUCUCAUUUAAUAAGUAAUUGACUGGAGGCUGCAGAAAUAGGUAUUACGAUUUGGGACAGAUAAAGAAGAUGGAAUGUUUGUCCAUACUUAUUUAAUGAAAAAUAAGUGUUUUAGUACUUUAAUAUCUGAACAUAAUUUAGCCUUGAACAUAUACGUAUUAAAACAAUAGCAAUCGAAAAAUUCAGACAGAAAAGUCCUUUAUAAUUCUGUGCUGUUUGGCUUAGCCAAAAAGUUUCCAGAAAUGAGAUUUAUUUAUCAGUGAACAAAAUUUUAUUGCAAUAACGAAAUGUUAUAUUUUAAUAGCUAUUCAUGGAAAAUGUUAUCGAAGGAUUGAUCUCAGAUCAUCAUUGUAAUAAAUUGUAAAUAAAUUUGUACAACGUUGUAUCAGAAGAAAUAGACAAUCUUGCUGUUUUGGUGUCUCAGAACUAAGAACUAAGAA
Messenger RNA from Malaya genurostris, 2599 nucleotides. RefSeq names its product tudor and KH domain-containing protein homolog (gene papi). Gene Ontology annotation, biological process: spermatogenesis. The record is from RefSeq and is a predicted model, not a curated record. The transcript has 4 exons. The coding region runs from base 229 to 2142 and encodes 637 amino acids. Gene Ontology annotation, molecular function: RNA binding. Lineage: Eukaryota; Metazoa; Arthropoda; Insecta; Diptera; Culicidae.